UCAGUGGUCAGAGCGACGGUCCGCUCGCGUUAUCAACGUUGAUAUCGUGAGCGGACCGUCGCUCUGACCACUGACAAAGCGCGAUAAGCGCCAAAAAGGCAUCGCUACAAAAUACCGGCCCAGGUGCGGGGAAACGAGCCGGCGCCAGAUCACGUGACGCGCGCGUCCAAUCAGGGUCGUUUGGUGUGUCGCGGGGAGGGAAAGGAAAGGGGGUCGGCGCGCGCUCCGGCGGGCUUCCCUCGCCUCAGAUAGUCUCGACGACCGGAUGGGAAUCCUGCGUGUGGUUCGUUCUACCGAGGAGCAGGCUGCGUUUGAGCAACGGCGCCGCGAGCGCGUUCGGGAAAGGGCUCGUCGUCAACGUGUCGAUCCUAGCGUGAGGGCUUCCGAAGGCCAGGCGAAACGUCAGCGAAGAGCCGCGGACCCCCGAGUUGCGAGAGCGCGAUGUUGAGGCUAAACUCCAGCAAAGAGCCGCGCACCCUCAGUUUAGGGCAAACGAAGCGGAACGCCUGCGACAGCGUCGCCUUCCCUUCAGGAACCCGACAACGGUGGUGCACGCCUCGUAACUACGGGAAAGUAGUAGCUAGGUCAGGUACACACACGAUAAGCUUCGCUUAUCCCCAUUUUCUCAACAGGGGAAGGGCUGGUGAUUUUUUUCAUCACUCCCCUACCGCCUAGAAACCCCACCGUGACCCGCCAUUCUCUUCCGGCGGAGGACGAAUAGUCCAGAGCGGAAGUAUCCUAUUUAGCACAAUAGAUGUUUUUAAACAAAAAAAUUUUUAGCAUCGGAAUGAAACUCGUGCCAUCUCUCUGUGCGCUGUAGUUUCUAUUGGCCAACGCUUCGCCGUGGGCACAUACCGACCUGUGUAAUUUUAAUUGUGUGGGAGAGAAAAGACACGAGCGACGAAGACGGUUUGGCCGCAGGUUUCUUGGCAGUUUGUGGUUUUGUACAAUGAACUGAACGUAUGAGUUUUUGAAUGUUUUUUUUUUUCAUUAAAUCGAAUGUGUAAAAUUUCAAAAGAUCAAGUAAAAGUUCAGGCACACAGUUGUUGGCCAAUCCCCCAGUGUGGGUACGAGCCAUAGUAUGAGGCCAUCAUCAUCUUUUUGGCCAUUAAUCCCCCGCUGUAGUGGGUAAGCCCCAUGGAUUAAGGAUCAAGAAAGCAAGUGGUUUGGCACUCCGGUGCUAGGCGCCUCGCACCAUGGCGAAAAAUCAGGCGAGAAAAGCCCACCCAGCUCGAAACUCCAAAAGACAGCCCGCGCAGUCCGGCAGGCGGGAAUCGGCGACCCCGUCCAAGGCCUCGUCCGAGGCCUCGUCCAAGGAAUCGACGCCGCCGAAGAAGCAGCCAGCCCAGGCACAAGGGCAGCAGCCGGCCCAUGCACAAGGGCAGGGGCCGGCCCAGUCACAAGGGCAACAGCAGCCGGCAGCCGCCCAGCCUCAAUGGGUACAACAGUAUCAGCAACAACCCAUGUACCAAGGACCCAUGGGUAUGGGUAAUUUCAUGGGAUACCAGGACCCCAUGGCUCAGAUGCCGGGUCAGGCGUACGUGGACCCGGCCGACCCGAACACGGUGCACUACGAGGGCUUUGACGCCGGCGCCCGAUUCACCGACGUGUCUCCUGCCCGGGUCCCGCCGCCGCCGCCAGGGGUCAUGCCCAACCCGGCCCAGGUGGCGCUCAUGCAAGGCCGUAACGUCGUGGUCACGCAGCGCAAGUCCAACAUCCUCGGAGGGGGAUCCAGCGGUGGCGUGGACACGUCCUGCACGCUGCAGUGACGUCACGGUCGCCCGCCGCCGUCGCCAGUUGAAAUCAGUGCAGCAGUGGAAUAUUCGCAACUGCGGUUAUAUUCGAUGCAGUAAAUUGCUUACAUUACUAACGCUUCUGUACACUUAUUCUAUAAACUUAUUAUUGCGAUAGCAAUUAUAUGGACACUUCAACCGGAUUUAUGCCGUCGCCGUGAGGUUCCGUAUAGACUCCUAGGGCGAUAAAGUCGUCGCGCGCGAGUGAAAGCGCGCGGGGACGCGCGCUAUCACGGAGAGCGGACGCACGGCAGAAAGCAAACGCGACCGUCGCACGAAAGGCCGUGGGGGUAUGUGAGGGAGGCGGGGCGACGCUGUGCUACGGCACCAAAUGCGUAUCUUGCAAUGCAACCGGGCGCAAGGAGAACUGGCAACGCAAUCUCCCACGCGAAAGCAAGAAAGCGGGAAGGCAGCGCGGGAGGGAGGGGGAGCAGCUUCUACUCUGCCAAUAACUACGCUUGCACUGGCUGUGGUGGCGGUCGCCCGCACCGUCUCUUAUCUCCACACGGCUCUGACCUUUGUAUGCGCUGUGCAUUCGCCGCUCAGUUUCCGUUGAAGCGAUAGACCGCACGAACCUUCGCCCGCUGCGACGGCUGCGCUUGCUGCCAGCGUUUUGACAGUCGUCUGCGGUAUUCAGUGUGAUCUAUUCAUGUUUGCUUGUGUGCGAUGACACCACGCUUGUCAAUUCAGUCAGAAAGCGAAUGUGUCCAAGUUUAUGCAGCCGAUAAAACUACUAUCCCUACUCCGAAUAGCUCUCUGAUAAUUUGCUAUCGCAAUUGAUGCUUCGCCUUUCGGGCGAAACUGCGACAUUUUUUUUCGUUGCCGCUGGAGUAUUAGUUAUUAACAUUGAACAUAGCCUUGCUGGAAAGCCUGUAGCGCUUCCUAACUAACUUCGUCCUCUGAAUCUCAUCAACCUUUCAAAUUCAAUCCUCCAAACUAAAAAAAAAAAGUUUCCUGAACAAAAUGGCGCUGAAGGAGCCCAUGACCAAACAGCUCGAAUUACUGGACAUUGACUUGCCUUGGAAAUCGCUUCUUAGUUGGUGCCAAACAGAAAAUCCCUCCGAGUCAUAACUAGUCAAACAUAUAUAGAUACAGUCGAACGCCUUAAUGACGAAGUGCUUUUGGCCUCCGAAAUAAUUCGUCAUACAGGUGACUUUGUUGUAAAGGUCGCGCACCGCACAGUUCACAAUAGAACCUGGAAAUAAUUAUUCCUUCGUUAUACAGGUAAUUUCGUUGCACAGAGGCGAUCGACUGUAUAACUGAACACGCUUUAACGAACAAUUAAUGGUUAUAACGAAGCAAGCGUCAUUCUCACAGACCCCCACGCAUUUGAAAUCUUGUUUUAACGAAUCGCAAAUUUUCUACAAAUUGAUAUAACGAACCCCCUCCCCCCAUUUUCUAAAUGCUUAAAUGAGGCCUUACUGAUAAUUUUGCGCCGGCUAAGCUUAACUCUGACGGUAUACGAGGGUGCUGAUAUAGUUCCGUCUGAUGCAGCAUUUCCAAUAUCCCGCGGGCUCCCGCCAAACUGACAGCGCUGCCGUACUUGCAACCGUGAUUAACUUCCUACACAUGCGCCAUUCGAUUAUCUUUUGCGUCAUGGGACCGUUAUAUAUAACACUCCAUGCAUUUCACUUUCCUUUCUUAUUUUGCUCUUCGUCAUUGGUUCAGACAAAAUGAUAAUGGUAAUUUCCUAUUCAUGGGAAGUUGAAAUGUAUCGUUAAAAAAAAGUCGCAGUUUCGCCCGGAAGGCGAAGCAUCAAUUGCGAUAGAAAAUUUACUAGUAGAGUAUACGGAGUAAGGAUAGUAGUUUUAUGGGCUACAUAAAAUUGGACACAUUCGCUUAAUAACUGAAUUAACAAGUAUAUGGUGUCAGCGCGCUCAAGCAAACAUGAAUAGAUCACACUCGAUGACCGGAGACAAGCACUGUCGGAACACUGGCGUGGGCAAGCGCGGUUGGAGCAGUGACCGAAGGUUCGUGUGGUUUAUCGCUUCAACGGAAACUGAGCGGCGAAAGCACAGCGCAUACAAAGGUCAGAGCCGUGUGGAGAUCGCUUAAAAGAUACGGUGCCCGCGACAGCCCUUCGCCGUGUUAAGUACGCAGUUCCUGGCAGAGUAGAAGCCGCGCACCAUCCCUCCCGCGUUGUCUUCCCACUUUCCUCCUUUCGCGUGGGAGAUUGAGUCGCCAGUUCCCAUUGCGCCGACCGGAGACGUGUUUGUUUGUUUUCCGUCGUGCGUUCGCUCUCCGUGAAAGCGCGCGUCCCUCGCGCGCUUUCACUCGCACGUGCAGCAUUACGGAGCGCGGCGACGAGUUUAUCGCCGUUGGACUUUAUACGGAACCUCACGGCGACGACGACGGCAGGAAUGCGCUUGAAGUGUCCAUAUAAUUGCUACAUCAAUAAAAGACGACUUAGUUCUCAUAUGCGCUCGCUUCGUGAUCUGAGACGAAAGACGUAUGCCAUUUUUGGAUGCGAAAGCGUCAAAUGGCCCAUUGAGCAAAAAGCCGGCGUCUGUCGUCUAGAUAAGCGAAAAACGGCACCUAAAUUCCCAUUGGCUGCGACGCCACGUCACGAGCGCGCCUCGAUGGAGCAGAGCGGGCGAAAGGGUACACUUCCCGCGGCGAUAGCGCGCCAGGUGUUGCGUGAGGGGAGAGAGCAUCGCCGAGACGCCACGCCACCCUCGCUCUAGGAAGCCUGCGUGUUAUCCGCGCGUUCCUUGUCCGCGCAAGCUCUCGCCUACGUUCUAACUGCGCGUCGGUAAGGCCAAAUCAAAACGCGCCAAGCCAGAUGGAAGGCCUGUACACUCGGCUCUAUGACGUCAUGCUACUUGGACCGAAAUUUCCAUUGCCAAGCCCGUCGUGACGAAAGCGGUGACGUCGAAGUCAUCCGGGACUUACUCGGGAGCGUCCCCCUUCGAUUCUACGGCAGUUGGGCAACGUGGCAUGACGUCACGGAUCGAAAUGCACUGGCCUUGUGCUAGUGUUCAUAACCGCUCAACGACGUUCAAUUGGACAUUAAUGCUUUCGCACUUUCGCUCAACUCGUAAAUGCAUAGCUGUCCUCGGAUUAUUUAAAACUUGGGUCUCUCGUUUUCCACGCUGUUGGAUGAUCAUGAGUGAGCGUUCACGGUACGUUCCGCUCGGAGCUGUGUACAUAGGGACAUGCUUAUUUCGGCCAAAGUCUUCGAAAAAAAUUUUUGCGUUUACCGCUGCAGUAUUCUUGCUCAAAUUUAGCAGAAAGAUCGCAUUUUGGAGCCUUCGUCGUUCAAUGAAACACUUGGCACAGCUACUUUCCUUGUUUCUAAGAAAAAUAUGCAAGAUUGUCUUCGUUUAUGGUAAUGCAAGCUCCUGUCGAAACGGCGCUAGCAUAAACUCGUGUCGCCGCUUGCUGGAAACUGCAGAAAACAGUCGUUCAGGGAGGUUUGUCGCGCGCGUGUUUCAGAGGAGCGGUCGGCACGCGGCAACCCUCCCUUGAACGGCUGCUUUUUGCAGCUGCCGAAAAGCGGCGACACAAGUUUACGCUAGUGCUAGCUGCCUUCGCAGCAGUUUGCAUCUUCAUAAACGAAGGGGACUUUCUUAAAAAUGAGUGCACUAAUUUAUCUGUUACAAGCGCUGUUUUGAACGACGUAGAUACUCGUACCAUAACGCGAUAUUCCUGCGAAAUUUAAGCAAGAACAGUGCAGCAGUAAGCGCAGAAGUUUUUAAGAGAAAU
Molecule: messenger RNA, 5498 nt
Organism: Dermacentor silvarum
Lineage: Eukaryota; Metazoa; Arthropoda; Arachnida; Ixodida; Ixodidae
Product: probable splicing factor 3A subunit 1
Exons: 2
Coding region: 1197-1769 (190 amino acids)
Source: RefSeq, a predicted model, not a curated record